AUGCAAGCAGGGUCCUAUGAGCAUGGAGUGCCCCUCUCUCAGAUGUUGAAGGAAGCCUAUUCAUCCGGGAAAGUGGACGGUUACUGCGACAGCAUGGUGUCUGAGGCGUCCUCACACGACUUGUUUUUUGACUCUCUGUCUGACCUCCAGGAGGAGAGAAUGGACUGUAGCCCUUCACCCGAGCUUUCUGCGUUCCUCAGCCAAGAGGAGAUGUCUAAGAGUCUCGACCUCGCCCGGGUGGCCAUUGCCGAGAGUUCAUCGGAAGAAACAGAACCCGAGCCCGAGACCGAGGCCGAGCUGGCAGAUAUCUCCCGCUACUUUGGCCAGUACCCCUCGGCCAACUUGCCGGAGGGCUCACCUCCGGCCGGGACCCAAGCCGCUCAUCGGCCGGGCAGCCCAGCAAUGUCCGUGAGCCGGAACUCCGAGUCAGACAGCUCUGCGAUUGCGACCAACAGAAAAACGGACGGGAGCCCUGCCCAUCUGGUGGCCAACCCCGAGCUCAGGACCAGCCAGCCAAGCCUCCCAGUCACAGACCCGUCCCUUGAAGAGCUCACCAUGCAGGCGCCAACUAUCUCCAACAAGGCAAAUCCUGCCCACAAUUCCAAAAGAAAAGACAAACCUAUUUACCAGAGUGAGAGUUCGGCGAGGAAUGAGUUUUGUACCAAAGCCGUGUCGUUCAUCGAGGAGCUGUCAUCUAUAUUCAGGACAGCCAGACCAAGGAACUAUGGCCAAGUGAAGAAUAAGAGCAAUGAAGAAGAGAGUUCAUCUCCCGACAGUGGCUAUCUCUCGCCCAGGAACCACAUUAAAGCUAACGCCACUUCAGCCGGGAAAACUAAGCCAUCGGAAUCCAAAUUGACAGCAGUGCCUGACUUGGAACCGAGUGCUGAAACUGAGCAGGGCUGCGGAAAGGAGCCUGUUUGUCAAGCCGCAGCCAAGGCAGCGGAGAGAGUCCACACCGGCUCAGCUCCCCGGUUUAUUCAAAAGCUAAAAAGCCAAGAGGUCGCUGAAGGAAGCAGUGUUCGACUUGAGUGCAGGGCCUCAGGGGACCCAUCACCCUUGGUCAGGUAA
This is a messenger RNA of Carcharodon carcharias (great white shark), 1068 nucleotides long. Its product is annotated as palladin-like. The record is from RefSeq and is a predicted model, not a curated record. The coding region runs from base 1 to 1068 and encodes 355 amino acids. Lineage: Eukaryota; Metazoa; Chordata; Chondrichthyes; Lamniformes; Lamnidae. The transcript has a single exon.